Ciona intestinalis (vase tunicate) is the source of this 2085-nucleotide messenger RNA. The record is from RefSeq and is a predicted model, not a curated record. Lineage: Eukaryota; Metazoa; Chordata; Ascidiacea; Phlebobranchia; Cionidae.
CUUAGACAAUUUAAACUUGCUUUAUUUCUACUUAGUUUGUCAUAAAUAGUAAAUACCAAGUAAUAAGUUAUGGCACAAGCACUUGAAGACAUGGGAAUUGCUGGCAAAAGCUUUUUGCAAGAAGCAUUAACUAACACGACUGACCCGCUGGGCGCAAUCGAAGAAUUUCAACAGGAGAACAGCAUUUUGUUGCCAUCGUUACAACCGGCUUUGCCAUUAUUAGACCUUCACGAUUUAAAGAGAUUGGAUUUUCACCAAUCUGUUUUCGAAGUGCUGCGUGAUCAUCUGUUGAACAGAAUCACUGAAAUAUCAAAAGAAAAAGAUUCUUCAGAGAAAUUAAAUGCAAUCCUUGAAAAAAGUUUUCCAGUGAUAAAGAUUGAUUCGCUUGUACCUGUGUCCAUGUGUUUGCUCAAGCAUUUACCAAAAGUGCCAGAGAAAUAUAUUUCUGUUCUCACUAAAGACAAGAGUUUAUACAGCGCAUGUCCAAUCCAAGUAAAAAGACAAAUAUGGCAGAAAAAUCAAACCAUAUUCGGCGAUGAAGUUCUUCCUUUACUGACACGUUAUAUUAAGGAAAAGGAAGUGGUUUUGUUGGACGGGGAAUGUUUAGAGGGAAACAACUUUUUUACUUCGUCACCAAAAUCUCGAAGGCAAGGUCAUGUAGUUAAGACGCUUACUGAGAUGAUCGGUAAAAACAUCCGUUUAUAUGACAUGGUACUUCAGUUUCUUCGAACAUUAUUCCUUAAAACUCACAACGUUCAUUAUUGUUCGUUAAGAUCUGAGAUGCUGAUGUCACUGCAUGAUCUUGAGGUUACAGAAGUUUGUACAGUUGACCCAUGUUAUAAAUUCACAUGGUGUUUGGACGCUUGUAUACGGGAGCAUUAUGUUGAUGUUAAACGGGCAAGAGAGUUACAAGGGUUUCUAGAUAAUGUAAGAAAAGGACAUGAACAGGUGUUAGGUGACUUGUCAAUGAUCCUGUGCGACCCAUUUGCAGUAAACACAAUGUUAUGGAGUGUCAUGAAGAUUAUUCAUGAACUAACUGUUAAGGAGACUUUACCAAGGGAGAGCACUGAGUUAAUGUUGUUGAUCCGAAUGUUGAAACUUGGACAGUCAGCGUGGGAUAUUAUCAAUAAACAGAUCUUUAAGGAGCCAAAAGUUGACGUUGAUAUUUCAAACAAAUUUAUUCCUUGCAUGGUUUGUAUUGGAGUUUGUGAACAAUCGGUAUUGUUGAGAAACAAAGUGAAAAAUCUGAGGAAAAGUGUCGCAGAUUGUGAUGUCACAACACCGGAUGAUGAUCAAAGUAAAAAGAAAUCAAAACCUAAAAAGGCAGCUGACAUAGGAGAUGAAAGCAAUGAUAAAGAAACAUCUUCAACAACGAUCAACUACAUACACAAGCACAUUGAGAAAGAUCAACUUUGUCGAAUAAUAUUGAUGUGGUUUACUUUGCAUUUGGUGAAAAAUAAAAGGAAAACACAGCUUAUACAAGUUCUGCCAAUAUUGGGUAAAGAAUGUUCGAUGGACAAUGUGUUUCUACACGCGUUAACCACAUCCUUCACUGCACACCCUGAACUUGUGGCUGACGAUAAUUUGUGUCAAGCGUUGUUCAAUAAAUUGUUGGUGGUUACAAAAUCACUCAAAGAGACACAACAUCGACAAAUAUUACGACUCGUAAUAAACGUUUGCCACAAACUUCCAGCAGAAAGAUUGAAAAUAUUGAUCACCAAACUUGAACCAAAGGGUAAAAAAGCUGCUGAAGUUUUGAUCCAACUCCAUCAGAAACUUAAAACCAAAGUAUCUUCGCUGCAAAGUAGUGCGGCACCAUCUGAGCCCGCUGAUCCCACUUCGGCGAGCAACAUCCUUGGAGUAGCGACAAUCAUCAAACAUCACUAGAUCUUGAGAUGUCGGCAAGCAAAGAUGCAGUUUCAAUGAUCAUCUCCUCCGGACUUUGUUGCUCCUCGAAUAAAUCAUCUUCAUCCACAACAUCUUCUUCCUCCUCUUCAUCUUCUGUUGAUGAAGAUCUGCUCCAUGUUUCUUCUUCUUCUUCUGUUCUCGUGUCUGGAUGAUUUGAAAUAAAUUGAUCAAACAAAA